Molecule: messenger RNA, 360 nt
Organism: Macadamia integrifolia
Lineage: Eukaryota; Viridiplantae; Streptophyta; Magnoliopsida; Proteales; Proteaceae
Product: nucleolin-like
Exons: 3
Coding region: 1-360 (119 amino acids)
Source: RefSeq, a predicted model, not a curated record
AUGCUACUGGAAGUUGUUGCUGAUCUUGAAUUAUUCGACGAGGGUGAAGAUCGAAAGAAAAUAAAACCUGAGGUUUCUGGUAAUGAUCCCCCACUCAUUGAGGAGAAAUCCGGCAAGGAUGAGUCAGAAGAAGACGAUGAAAACGAUGAAAGUGACGACUACGACGAAGACGAUCUUGAAUUAUUCGACGAGGGUGAAGAUCGAAAGAAAAUAAAACCUGAGGUUUCUGGUAAUGAUCCCCCACUCAUUGAGGAGAAAUCCGGCAAGGGUGAGUCAGAAGAAGACGAUGAAAACGAUGAAGGUGACGACUACGACGAAGACGGUGAGCAUUUCAACGGAAAAUCUAUGAUUGAUGCUUAG